GAGCGGGGAGAAGCAGGACCCGGCAGCGCGCUCAGGGGAGAAGGCGGAGGCGGAGUGGAGCCGGGAGCCAUGGCUGGAGAGAGCAAGGCAGAAAGUCUCCGGGAUGAACUUUCUUGUCCCAUCUGCCUGGAGUAUUUCCAAGAGCCGGUGUCUAUCCACUGCGGGCACAACUUCUGCAGAGACUGCAUCAGCCAGUGCUGGGGGGAGUCGGAGCCCAACUUCUCCUGCCCCCAGUGCAGAGAAACCGCCCAGCAGAGAAACUUCAGGCCCAGCAGGGAACUGGCGAGAGUUAUCGAAAUAGCCAGAGGGCUGAGUUUCCAGGCAGCCAAAGGCUCAGGAGGGGAGCGAGUGUGUGAGAGGCACCAGGAGGCCCUGAAACUCUUCUGCCAGGAGGAUGAAACCCCCAUCUGCCUGGUGUGUGAUAAAUCCAAGGCUCACAGAUCUCACACGGGGGUUCCCAUAGAGGAGGCUGCCCAGGAGUACAAGGAACAGUUCCAGACCCGACUGCAGGCUCUGAAGGAAGAGAGAGAAAAGCUCCUGGGAUGGAAACUGACUGGAGAGAAGAGAAGCUCUGAGUACCUGGGAAAGACAGAUGCUGAGAGAGAGAAAAUUGUGUCUCAAUUUAAGCAGCUGCACCAGUUUCUGGAGGAAGAAGAGCGACUCUUGCUGGCCCGGCUGGGAGAGCUGGAGAAGGAGAUUGUGAAGCUGCAGGAUGAAAAUAUCACCAAACUCUCCGCGGAGAUUUCCCGUCUCAGUGAGCUGAUCAGCGAGAUGGAGGGGAAGUGCCAACAGCCAGCGAGUGAAUUCCUGCAGGACAUCAGAAGCACCUUGAGCAGGUGCGAGCAGGGGAAGUUCCAGCAGCCAGUGGAGAUUUCUCCUGAUCUGGCAAAGAGACUUGGUGAUUUUACCCCAGAAAACAUUGGGGUAAAGGAGACUCUGAAGAAAUUCCAAGAUGCUCUGGUGUUUAAACUGCAGACAGCAAUGACUCUGGAUCCAGACACGGCUCAUCCCCAACUUGUCCUGUCCACAGAUCGGAAAAGUGUGAGAUGCGGGGAGACACGGCAGCGACUCCCCGACAACCCUGAGAGAUUUGACUGGAAUCGCUGCGUGCUGGCCUGUGAGGGGUUCACCUCGGGGAGACAUUGCUGGGAGGUGGAGGUGGGGGAUGGGCGAUGCUGGGCUGUGGGGGUGGCCAGAGAGUCUGUGAGGAGGAAGGGGUGGUUCAGUUUUAACCCUGAGGAGGGGGUCUGGGCUGUGCAGUGGCUGCAGGGGGAUCAAUACAAGGCUCGCACCUCCCCUGAGACCACAGUGUCCCUGGGCCAGGUCCCCAGCAGGAUCCGGGUUUGUCUGGACUGUGACGAGGGGCAGGUGGCAUUUUUCAGUGCUGACGACAAGGUCCUGAUCUUCACUUUCCCACCAGCGUCUUUCAAUGGGGAGAGAAUCUGCCCUUGGUUCUGUUUCUGGGACAGCAAAACCCAGUUGAGACUCUGUUCCUGAUACACAAGAUGAUCUGUCCCCCUGCAGGCCAUGAAAUGGGCUUCUCUCGCCUCUGACACCCUCAUUUCUACAACUCUGGAAUCUAAAGUGGGCUGGUGACCUGUUCUCCCCGCUCCAAAAAAACCAACGAAACAAAACCACUCAACCGUCAGGGACAUUGUCCAGCCUGUUUGUCGCUGUUCUCUAUGAUCGCAGAGGACUCUAGCAAGCUGGUCAGAGAGCAAGAGGAGGAGUCCUGGGUGAGGGAGAACAGUACAGGUGGCAAAUCUUUGGGGCAGGGGAGUGGCAAGAGAAAAUGGUUAGUCAUCACUUUUGAUGAGGGUUUUCUAGAAUUUAACAAAGCUAUUUUUAUAUCAAGCCCAUGGAGGUUGUGUUUUAUGGUUCCCAUAAAUCAUUGACUGCUGCCGGCUUUUUUGUUUUUUCACCAAGUGGAUUCUGUAUCUUCAUAGCUGUAAAGAUGCUGAAAUUUUUGUGUCUCACAAUGAUUUCUCUUGUCUCCUGCGGGGGAAAAUAUAGCAAUAAACCAGGAGCCAUCAGAACGACUUGA
Caretta caretta (loggerhead turtle) is the source of this 2044-nucleotide messenger RNA. Its product is annotated as zinc finger protein RFP. Gene Ontology annotation, molecular function: protein binding; zinc ion binding. The record is from RefSeq and is a predicted model, not a curated record. Lineage: Eukaryota; Metazoa; Chordata; Testudines; Cheloniidae.